Prunus mume (Japanese apricot) is the source of this 789-nucleotide messenger RNA. The record is from RefSeq and is a predicted model, not a curated record. Lineage: Eukaryota; Viridiplantae; Streptophyta; Magnoliopsida; Rosales; Rosaceae.
AUAAUAGUUGCAACUCCUGGCAGGUUGCUGGACCACAUUGAGAAUAAGUCAGGCUUGUCGGUGCGAUUGAUGGGACUGAAAAUGCUGAUACUUGAUGAAGCUGGGCACUUGUUAGACCUAGGAUUUCGGAAGGAUAUAGAGAAAAUUGUUGAUUGUUUGCCUCGUCAAAGGCAGUCCUUGCUCUUUACUGCAACAAUUCCAAAAGAGGUUCGCCGAAUAUCACAGCUUGUCUUGAAGAAGGACCAUGCCUUUGUUGACACAGUGGGUUUAGGUUGUGUUGAAACUCAUGAUAAGGUUAAGCAAUCAUCUCUUGUUGAACCACAUGAAUUGCAUUUUCAAAUAGUGCACCAGCUUCUGAUGGAGCAUAUCUCGCAAUCACCUGAUUAUAAGGUUAUUGUUUUCUGUACGACUGGAAUGGUAACAUCCCUCCUCUUUCAUGUUCUUCGUGAAAUGAAAAUGAAUGUUAAGGAGAUGCAUUCCAGGAAGCCUCAACUCUAUCGAACUCGUAUCUCUGAGGAAUUCAAGGUAUCAAAACGACUGAUUCUUGUUACCUCUGAUGUAUCCGCACGUGGAAUGAAUUAUCCUGAUGUUUCCUUAGUCAUUCAGGUGGGUAUUCCUUCUGACCGGGAUCAAUAUAUACAUCGUCUUGGAAGAACGGGACGAGAAGGCAAAGAAGGACAAGGCAUAUUGUUACUUGCACCAUGGGAGGAGUAUUUUCUGGAUGAAUUAAAAGAUUUGCCUGUUGAAAAAUUUCCUACGCUGCGAUUGGAUCCAGGCACUAAACUUAAG